Molecule: messenger RNA, 1761 nt
Organism: Brugia pahangi
Lineage: Eukaryota; Metazoa; Nematoda; Chromadorea; Rhabditida; Onchocercidae
Source: the annotation of a GenBank genome assembly
AUGGAACUUAAAUCAAGCGGUGAUUCUCUUCAAGGUCCUGGUAUACAACGUCGCCGUGGCGCUAUUAAACAUGCUCGAAUACAUGAAAUUCGUGGACAUCAAUUUGUUGCGACAUUUUUUCGUCAACCAACAUUUUGUUCACUAUGUUCCGAUUUUAUGUGGGGCCUUAAUAAGCAAGGAUAUCAAUGUCAAUUGUGUAGUGCAGCGGUUCAUAAGAAAUGUCAUGAAAAAAUGAUCAGUCAAUGUCCUGGUUCAGCUGAAAAGACCAAAGAUACAAUUUAUUUAAAAGAACGUUUCAAAAUUGAUAUUCCACAUCGUUUUAAACCGUAUAAUUUUAAAAGUCCAACGUUUUGUGAUCAUUGUGGCUCAUUACUUUAUGGUCUUUUUAAGCAAGGACUAAAAUGUGAAGUCUGUGGCGUUGUAUGCCAUCAUAAAUGUCAACGAUAUAUGCCGAACUUAUGUGGUGUUAAUCAAAAGCAACUUUCGCAAGCAUUAUUUGAAAUUAAACGUGGUGCGCAUGGUCAAACAAGUGCUCCAGCUGGUUUUGGUGCAGUGACAUUAUCAGCUGGAUGUAAUGUACCAAUGGAAUCACGUAGCAUUUCCUCAUCAUCAUCAAAUGGUUCAACAUGCAGUGGCUAUAAAUUUCCGGAUCGUUUUAAAGCUUUUUUCCGUUAUCACAAUUAUAAUUUAGAUAAUCAUAGUGAUAAUGAAGAAUAUAUCAAUGCACCAUGGAGUACAGCAGGUGGUAUAAAAAAAUACGGGCUACAGCAUUUUAAUGUUUGCAAAGUGCUUGGAAAAGGAAGUUUUGGAAAAGUAUUAUUGGUGGAACUUAAAAAUAAGGAUGAAUAUUAUGCGAUGAAAUGUCUUAAAAAGGAUGUUAUAUUGGAAGAUGAUGAUACGGAAUGUACGUUUAUCGAACGACGUGUACUUAUUUUGUCAUCUCAAUGUCCAUUCCUUUGCCAGUUAUUCUGUUCUUUUCAAACAAAUGAAUAUUUGUUUUUUGUAAUGGAAUAUCUCAAAGGCGGUGAUCUCAUGCAUCAUAUUCAAGCAACUAAAAAAUUUGAUGAAAAUCGUUCACGAUUUUAUGCUUGUGAAAUUAUUAUUGCAUUACAGUUUCUUCAUGCACGCGGCAUUAUUUAUAGAGAUUUAAAAUUGGAUAAUAUUUUAUUGGAUUCAGAUGGGCAUAUUCAUUUGGCGGAUUUUGGUAUGUGCAAAACGGAAAUGAAUCGAGAAAAUGGUAUGGCAUCAACAUUUUGCGGUACACCGGAUUAUAUUGCACCUGAGAUAAUUAAAGGCCAAUUAUACAAUGAAGCGGUUGAUUUCUGGUCAUUUGGUGUUUUGCUCUAUGAAAUGUUAAUUGGACAAAGUCCAUUUCAUGGUGAAGGAGAGGAUGAGCUUUUUGAUUCAAUUUUAAAUGAAAGGCCAUAUUUUCCAAAAAGUAUUGGUAAAGAAGCUGCUAAAUGUUUGAGUGCGUUAUUUGAUCGUAAUCCGAAUACUCGUCUUGGUAUGCCAGAAUGUCCAGAUGGUCCAAUACGAACACAUUCAUUCUUUCGUGGUGUUGACUGGAAAAGAUAUGAAGCGCGACAAAUGCCACCUCCAUUUAAACCUUCUGUGAAAUCAGCAAACGAUAUUUCCAAUUUUGAUGAUGAUUUUACGCAGGAGAAGCCAACACUUACACCAAUUGCUGACAAAACAUUGUUAGCAUCAAUUGAUCCGGAGGCUUUCCUGAACUUUUCAUAUACGAAUCCGGAAUUUAGAUGA